AUGACGACAAGUAUAUUGAUUCAAAUGCUGUUGUUAACCUUGGCUCUGGUAUUCGCGUCAACCACUGCCUCCGCAAUAACCAUUCACAACACCUAUUCUCCGCAUGUCUGUGCUUUGCAUAGCCCUGCCAUGGACGGAAUGUUUUCUGUUGUGAGAAGACGUAUGCUUCUUGAAAAGGCGAUGAGAAUGUUUCUGAGAAGAGCGACUUGGAAGCCCUACUCUCUUUCAGAAAUGGUAUUACAGCCGACCCCAUGCAGUCGCUUAUCAACUGGACUUCUACCAAUUCAGGAAACCUGUGCUCAUGGAAUGGUGUUGUGUGUAGAAAGCAUACCCAAAGAGUGGUGGCCAUCAUUCUCCCACGGCUGGGAUUGCAAGUUCGGUGGUCUUGGCAGUUUAGAGUAUCACCGCUUGUCCUACAAUGAUCUAAGUGGAACCAUUCCAGUUUCUCUGAGCAACUGCACGUCUCUUCUUGAUUUGGUGCUUGGUGUUAACAAUCUCACAGGAAGCAUUCCAACCGAAUUGGGGAGGCUUGACAAAUUGCAGUACAUUUCUGUGAACGAUAACAAGUUAAAUACCCAAAUCCCUGCAGCCCUUGGUAAUUCUUCCUCCUUGGAAGUAUUGUUUAUUGGGGGUUAUACCCAGCUAUAUGGUAGUAUACCAGCUGAACUAGGAAAUUUGAAAAAUCUUUACCAAUUAUCCUUGUAUGGCCCAGGAAAUAUUACAGGCUCUAUACCUCAAGACAUAGGAAACUGUAGUGGUCUUGAGUGGCUUGAUGUGGGAUACCACCAUAUUACUGGACCACUGCCCACAAGAAUUGCCAUGCUUCCUAUUAUUGGUAAACUCAAGAGUGUUAACGAGCUGUUAAUCACGAGCAAUAAUAUAUCCGGGAGUAUCCCAGAAAGUAUCAGUGGUUUGAUCUCAGUGGAGGUGUUAGAUUUUUCAGACAACAGCUUGGAUGGAAAGAUUCCUAAGGGUAUCACUGAAUACACUGCACUCAAGCGCCUGAUUUUAUCCCAAAAUAAGCUGAUUGGAAAUAUUCCAUUCUCUAUGGGCAGCUGCCCCUCAAUGACAGAGCUGAUACUAUCCAGUAACUCUUUGUCCGGUGGAAUUCCCCGGACACUUAGCAACUGCACAUCUUUAAGGAAGAUAAAGCUGUCCAACAAUUCCUUGAAUGGAAGUUUCGAUAUCAAUUAUCCUCCUUCUCUGGAAGUGUUAUCAGCAAACACCAAUGACUUCUCCGGAACUCUGCCAGUAUCUUUGGCCAUUUGUACGAAGCUUCAGCUUUUGGAUUUGAGAAGGAGCCAUUUGAGAGGUGCACUUCCUUUGUACCUGGCGAAUUUUCAGGAAUUGAGAGUUUUGAGCCUUGGGUAUAAUCAGCUUCAAGGUACUUUUCCAGCGGGGAUGGUAAACCUCACUAGUUUGCAGGUGUUGGAUUUAUCAAACAAUAAGUUUGAUGGUCAAAUACCAUCUAAUCUUGAGAAUCUCCAGGGAUUUGCAAAGCGUGGAGAUCCGCAAAUACCUGGAAACAGCCUAUAUGAAGAUAUACGCAUAGUAAUAAAAAAACAUGAGUACAGGCUGGACUAUGUAAUGGCAGCGAACACCAUACUUGAUUUAUCAAGUAACAAUCUCAGCGGGCAGAUACCAGAAAGCAUAAUGAAUUUGAGCAGCCUGAGAUUACUAAAUCUCUCAGGGAAUCAUUUCACUGGUAAGAUACCAGCUUCUCUUGGACAUAUAUGGACUUUGGAGCAGUUGGAUUUGUCUCAAAAUAUGCUGGAAGGGCAAAUUCCUGAGGACCUCUCUCUAUUGUCCCUGUUGGCCUAUUUGGAUCUAUCUAAUAACAGUCUUUGUGGACAGAUACCCAGAGGAACGCAAUUAGAGACAUUCACUGCCAAGUCAUUCCAGAAAAAUAGAUGUUUAUGCGGGGGAAGUCUACAGAGUUGCAGCCCAAAGUGUAAAAUAAAUGCAGCUGUAGCUGCACAGUGUAGGAUAGAUCUGCAAGAAGAAAAACGAAAAACAGAGUUUGCAGGAAAAAAUAUAGAGCAUAAAAACAGAGUGUUGAUUAAUCAAAAGAAAAAAUACAAUCAUAAUAAUGCAUACGAGCAUACACCUUUCACUGUGUUUAGAUCCUUGCUGUGUUUAGAUCCACACUUUGUGGAUGUAACUCAAGAAACCUGA
Molecule: messenger RNA, 2175 nt
Organism: Cryptomeria japonica (Japanese cedar)
Lineage: Eukaryota; Viridiplantae; Streptophyta; Pinopsida; Cupressales; Cupressaceae
Product: receptor-like protein 12
Exons: 4
Coding region: 1-2175 (724 amino acids)
Molecular function (GO): protein binding
Source: RefSeq, a predicted model, not a curated record